Messenger RNA from Micropterus salmoides (largemouth bass), 3227 nucleotides. It is a transcript of the gene abracl, whose product is annotated as ABRA C-terminal like. NCBI's taxonomy places the organism in Eukaryota, Metazoa, Chordata, Actinopteri, Centrarchiformes, Centrarchidae. The record is from RefSeq and is a predicted model, not a curated record. The coding region runs from base 156 to 395 and encodes 79 amino acids. The transcript is spliced from 3 exons. Gene Ontology annotation, biological process: regulation of actin filament-based process.
CUAUUACGAAUGAACAACAGGAUGUAUUUGUGCUUUGCGUUGGCUAGCUGGGAGUGCUAAUCCUCCAUUUCCGCAUUAGUCCGCCCUGUUCGUGUUGUAGCUUGUUAGGUUGAUCUGAAUGCUGCACAGCACGAGGCACUCCUAUCAAAGCAACUAUGGAUGUCUCUCAUGAAAUAAAUUUGCUGGUGCAGGAGAUUCAGCGGCUUGGCAGUAAAAAUGACGAUGGUCAAACCAGCGUGAAGUUUGGCGUCCUGUUUAAUGACGAACAGUGUGCCAAUAUAUUCGAGGCGUUGGUGGGCACCCUGAAGGCAGCCAAGAAGAGGAAGGUGAUCAACUUCCAGGGCGAGUUGCUUCUACAGGGCGUCCACGAUAACACUGAGAUUGUCCUGCUCUAAGAGUGAGGCCAAAGUUUGGACCAGAUGGGCUUCUAGCAACUGUUCAAAAUACUGAGCUUCUGCAGCAUACUGGCUCGUCACUGAGCUUCUGUUUCCAGUUAUCAUCCUUCAUGUACAAGGCUCAGUAUUUGAAUUCAAACCUAAUUACCAAACAGAUUAGAUCGAACUCUACCAGCGGCAGCGGCAUGGCUGCAUAUGAUUUAAUUUGAUUUUAACAAGUCAAACAGAAUCUCAGAGAUGUAUUUGAGAUUUAAUUUUAGCUUUUCAGGGGCUCAAUAACGGCCACAUUCAUAAUUUCGCAUGGUAAGGAAAUGUUAUCUCUCUAUCUCUCUCUCAGGCGUUGCUGUUUUAUCAACCCACGGGUCUGACAUGUCAUUUUGAUAAACUUUUAAGACUAUAAACGCACAAAUCAGGAAUGUAAUAAUUUGUGUAAAGCAUUCAUUUGGGUAUUUUUACAGUAACUAUCACAACCUAAUGCCUCUUUUGAUGGUGUCAGGGGAAAAAGAUGCACAGAACAAGAUACUGGCUAGAUUUAGCAACUUUGACAGACUUCUUCAAUUUUAAUUGGAGUGCUCUGAUCUUUCAAUCUGACCGGUUGUUUGUAAUGGAUACUUGGUUUUUAAAACUGCACUAGACAAAUUCUCCAUUUAUCAGCCUCAAGUGACAAUGAGAGACCUUUUGACUGAAAAAUUAUAUAAUGUGUUGAGAUGUUUAAUCUACUGCAGCUUUAAAACAACGGGUAAUGUGUGUCCACCAAAUGGCAGUUCCAUUUAUUGUUUACACGAGCCAUUUAUACUACCUCUUGUGGACUUUGUAAGAAGGCGUUAUUAGACCAGCGCUUUUGGAAAUCUAAGAACUAUUCUUUCAUGGAAACCACAAAGACAAGUGCAUUUUAAGAAAGACUUUUGCACCUUUUUGUACUCAUUGCAAUCUGCUAAAGUCGUUUUUAUUCCAUCUUUUUAUAAGCGGUCAAUUACCGAUUAUUACCGAUUAACUGCUAAACAAACUCCAAAACGACUUGCCUUUCGAAAGAAAUAGUUGAUGAGCAAAUGGCGAAUGUAUUUCUUGUGCAAUUUGUAUUAGUGUGUGAUUACAAGGUGAUUUGGUGCCAAAUGCAAAAUAUAAAUUUGUAAUGUUUCUCAGGACCAAAUCGACACAGCCAAAAUAUGUUUAAUUAUUGUCCUGUGGCUGAAAUUAGGUGUCUUACUUGUGACACAAGAUGUGCAUUUAUAGUUUUAUUAGGUUUUUUUGUUGUUUUUAUUUUACCAUUCUUUGUUCUGUACUGUAGGUCAAAUGAUACUUGCAGAUCAGGCGUGACCACUUCACUUCCCACUUGUUAUUGUCGGUUUAAGCAAAGCUCAUUUUUGUUAUUUCAUUUUGCUGAAAUAUCAUUGACAAACACUCCCAAGCUUUGUAUGGAGGCCCAGAGUUGGCAAAUUAAAUAGAAAAAUAAGACAUUAUAAACUAUAUAAUCAUUUGAAGAAAUACGGACAAACUAUGAAUUAAAUCCUGAAACUAUAUAUAUAUAUUUGAAACUCACUUUUAACUUCUUUCCAUCAUAACUUUUCAGGUCGAUUUUUAUUUAAUUUCGACUGUUUUUAUUUCAAAAUGUCCUUUUUCCUAAAGUCCAUUUUAUUUCAAAAUGCCACUGUUCACUACAAAGAAUCGGCACUGCAGACACUAGCUAUGUCACAGGCUGUUCACUUAUUCAUACCAAAACAACAGCCAAUCACAUAGCUGGUUUGUCUUGAUUAACAAAAACUUGGUGAUGAAACAUGGCAAAAAAAUACAUUUUGAAAUAAAAACUGCAGCAAUAAAAUGUAAAAUAACCUGUAACACAAACUCUUAUUCUAAAAAUAAGCAUGAUUAAUUAGAAUAUUUAACAAUGCAAUGUUUACAUUUCAUAUUUUGUCUGUAUUUAUUCAUAUAAUUUAUUUUAUAAUAUCUAAUUCAUUCAUUUAAUUUUGACCACUUUGAUUCUCCAUAGCUCUGGUAAGGGGCUGCAGCUAUUUGGAUGUGAGAAAUAGUUUUUGCACCAGAAAGAACAGCAAGCUCCAAAUGUUUGCCUGAAUGUAAUAUCUACUUAGCAAAUGUUGCGUUCAUCAUACUCUUCCUACUUCUCAUUACAUUUUGGGCCUUUUGUUUACUACCAUCAACACAUAACGCCGUGUGAAAUCACGCCUUAUCUGUAAGUUUCAGACCCAUUUCACAAUGACUGCUGUUGUAUCAGCCUAGUUAAAUCUUUUAGGCUCAGGUGUUGGCUGAUUGACUUGAAUUAUGUGAUUCUUUUAAAAAAAAAAACAUAUAGGAGACUAUUCACGUGCUUUAUGAUGGUGUUUUAAACUGCAUUGGUGACAUAGAUGGAUCAAAAAAAUCUGUCAAUCUAGAAAACCGAAUGAGUUUAAUCAUAUUCUGUUUAUGAGUGAAAUUGAAAUGUAGCCUUGUAAAGAUGUGAAAAGUCAUGUGAAAUGUAAUCAUCAGAAUACAAACAAUAGUCUGAGUAGAAGUCCGAAAUGUUUGGAAAUAACAGAAAAGCAAGAGUGAGGAAGAAACAUGCUGCUUGCAUCACUGUCAUUUUAGAUUAUCCUGCUGUUGUUGCACUGGAGUGAGUUUAAGAUGCCUUCCUGAACAUAAACAGAACUGUACAAGUCAACCGUUAGGAAGAGGAGAAAGUUUUCAGAGCCAAUACCUUGAAGCCAUUUCUGUGAACCAGUGGGAUGCCUGCAUGAUGUGUUCAAGUGCUUCAUUACUGUCUUUUGUAUUGGCAAUAACACAUUCCUAAACGAACAGUUCCUGUGACUAUGGAGUAAAAUCUACACUUGAAGCCUUGAA